AUAAAUGCCAUGGAAUCUUUUGACUUUGUCUUGACAUUGCAUUUGAUGAUUAACAUUUUAGGGAUUACAAAUGAAUUAUCUCAAGCAUUACAAAGAAAGGAUCAAGAUAUUAUAAAUGCAAUGAAAUUGGUACAAGUGUCCAAACAACGAUUGCAAAUGAUGAGGGAAAAUGAAUGGGUGCCUUUGCUUGAAGAAGUGUCACGCUUUUGCAACGUUUUUGAAAUUGAAGUUCCAAAUAUGGAUUCUAAAUUCAAGGCUCGUGGACGAUCUGUUAGAAAAUGUGAAGAAAUUACAAACUUUCAUCAUUAUCGAGUAGAUUUGUUCUACGCGGUUAUUGAUAUGCAACUUCAGGAAUUGAAUAAUCGAUUCUCAGAAAGCAGCACCGAGUUACUUCUUUGUGUGAUAUGUCUAAAUCCGAGUAAUAUGUUUUCUGCUUAUGAUAAGGGAAAAUUAAUUCGUCUUGCAGAAUUAUAUCCAACAGAUUUCUCUAUGAUUGAUCUUGUGUCUCUUGAGCAUCAACUACCAACUUAUAUUGUUGAUAUGCGUACUAGCGAGGAGUUUACUUCUUUAACUAGCAUUGCUGCUCUAGUAAAACAGAUGGUAAAGAAUAAAAAAAAUGUUGUGUAUCCACUAGUUUAUAAAUUUAUUGUUUUUGUAUUGACGUUACCAGUUGCUACUGCUACGGUGGAGAGAGCAUUUUCUGCAAUAAAGAUCAUUAAGCAUCGACUUCAAAGCAAAAUGGGUGAUGCCUGA
This is a messenger RNA of Dendrobium catenatum, 753 nucleotides long. RefSeq lists its product as uncharacterized. The transcript has a single exon. Gene Ontology annotation, molecular function: protein dimerization activity. Bases 10 to 753 code for a protein of 247 amino acids. The record is from RefSeq and is a predicted model, not a curated record. Lineage: Eukaryota; Viridiplantae; Streptophyta; Magnoliopsida; Asparagales; Orchidaceae.